CCUUCCCUCUGUCGGCCGCACAUAACAGUCUCUCCUUUGCUCUCUCCUCUCCGCAGAAGAGAGAGAAAUACCCUAAUCUCUCUCUCUCUCUCUCUCUCUCUCGAGAUCUUUCUCUCUCUACCUCUUCCAUCUUCGAUUCGGCGAUUCCUCCGCCGCCGCCGCCGCCGGAUCGGUUGGUAUCGGCGCCUCGUCGGCCGAUCUUUUCGUUCCCCCUCCUCUUUCUUUUCUCUCUGUUGGGUUGGAGAUCCUCUCCAGGGCGAUAGAUCUGAGUUAUGCAGCAAGGUGAUCCGACGGUCCUGAGCUUGAGACCUGGUGGCGGUCGAGGGAGCAGCCGACUUCUCGCGCCUCGCUUCGACUCCUCCUCCUCGUCGGCUUCCUCGGCUUCGUCGGCAGCGGGUGGCGCGGCUUCCGCCUUCGCCUUCGGCUCCCUCUCUCCAUCUCCCCUCCUGCGCCCCCAUGGCGGCUCUCCCGCGAAGAGUGGAGACACAAGGUUUGAGAGUCGGGAGCGCAUUCGUUAUUCUCGAGACCAGCUUUUGCAGCUUAGGGAGGCUGUCGAGCCCCAUGAUGAGAUCUUGAAAAUAGAAAAGGAAAUUGAGGCUGAAAUUUUGGGUGAUGAUCAAAGCUGGGGCCGCGCAGAGACUAUUGCACCAACCCAACCUCAGACUCAAACUCGUUUUUCUGAGCCAGACAAUCGUGAUUGGCGUGGUCGUUCUGCCCAGCUUCCUACCUCUGGGGAGGAGAGGUCCUGGGAUAAUAUCCGAGAAAACAGAGAAAACAGAGAUUCAAGUGGCCGGUCUGACUUUAGACAGCAGGAAGGAAACCAAGUUAAUCGCAAAGAUCAACUCAACUCCCAGUUUUCAAGGGCACAGAACUCGUCACUCCAGGGGGGAGGACCUGCUCUGCUCAAGGCUGAGGUGCCAUGGUCCACCAGAAGGGGUAAUCUCUCAGAUAAAGACCGUGUUUUGAAGACUGUCAAAGGGAUACUGAACAAACUGACUCCAGAGAAGUUUGAUCUACUCAAGGGCCCUAUUGACUCUGGCAUCACAACAGCGGAUAUUCUGAAGGGGGUUAUUCAGCUGAUUUUUGAAAAAGCUGUACUGGAACCCACAUUCUGCCACAUGUAUGCUCUUCUGUGUUCUGAUCUGAACGAAAAGCUGCCUCCAUUUCCCUCUGAAGAACCCGAUGGGAAGGAAAUCACUUUCAAGCGGGUGCUCUUGAAUAUCUGCCAGGAGGCUUUUGAAGGAGCUGAUAAACUAAGAGAAGAGUUAAGGCAAAUGACAUCCCCUGAACAGGAGCUCGAACGAGACAAGGAAAGAAUGGUCAAACUUCGAACUCUCGGUAACAUUCGUUUGAUUGGAGAGCUUUUGAAGCAGAGGAUGGUACCUGAGAAGAUUGUUCACCACAUUGUGCAGGAGCUUUUGGGACCUGAUAAUAAAGUUUGUCCUGCCGAGGAGAAUGUUGAGGCUAUUUGUCAGUUCUUCGUCACUAUUGGAAAGCAGCUUGAUGAGAGCCCUAAAUCACGGCGGAUAAAUGAUUUGUACUUCAGCCGGUUGAAGGAGCCAUCCAAUACUCAACUAGCUCCAAGGUUGAGGUUCAUGGUUCAAGAUGUAAUUGACCUGCGUUCUCAUACUUGGGUUCCCAGACGAGAAGAGGUAAAAGCCAAGACUAUAACUGAAAUCCAUUCCGAGGCAGAAAAAAAUCUUGGUUUACGUCCAGGUGCUACUGCGGGCAUGAGGAAUAGCCGUGGCAUUGCUCCUGGUUCUCCUGCGAGUACGACUCCUGGAGGUUACCCAGUUACACGACCUGGUGCUGGGGGCAUGAUGCCUGGAAUGCCGGGAACUAAGAUGCCUGGAAUGCCGGGAAUGGACAACGACAAUUGGGAAUUUCCUAGGAAUCGGUCAAUGCCGAGUGAUGGAGCUGGAAUGUAACCUCCUGGGCGGCUCCAACCGCCAUCGGCUGGAAAGUCACCCUCACUGAAUGCAAGGCUGUUGCCUCAAGGCAGUGGUGGACUUAUCAGUGGGAGGACCAGCGCGUUGCUACAAGGCAGUGGUGGGCUUCGUCCUUCCAGCACAGAGGCUCCAUCUUCAGUUCCUUCUCCAGCACCAGUGAAAACUGUUCCUGUUGCACCAGUUUCACCACGUUCCUGAAAGCCAUUGGCACCUGCAGUGAAGUUGAAUAAUAAGGAUGAGCUUACCAGAAAAACGAAGUCACUGCUUGAGGAGUAUUUUAGUGUGCUGCUUUUGGAUGAAGCAUUGCAGUGUGUGGUGGAGCUGAAUGCUCCAGCUUACUACCUAUUUGUGAAGGAAGCCAUUGCGCUGGAGAAAAGCCCGCCGUGCUUUGAACCUGUUGGCAAGCUCCUGGGGUUCCUGUACCAGAAAGUUAUUUCAUCCAGCGAUGUAGGGACUGGAUGUUUGCUGUUCGCCUCUAUGUUGGAUGAUUUGGCCAUUGAUUUACCAAAAGCGCCGGUCCACUUUGGUGAAAUUGUUGGAAAACUAGUUUUGGCUGGUGGAUUGGAUUUUAAGGUGAUUAAGGAGAUCCUGAAGAAGGUGGAAGAUGACAGGUUCCAAAACGCCAUACUUGAUGCUGUAAUGAAGAUUGUGACCUCUGAUGCUUCUGGUCAAACGGUACUGAGUUCGCAGGCGUCAGAUAUCGGGAGUGCAAGGGUCUGCUCCAGUGAGCGCAUUCUAUAAUAUCGCAUGAGUAGUCCGGACCCUCUCACCCGGGUCAAAUUUGGGUCUCCAUAUGCAGAUUUGCAGGAUGCUUUUUGGCAAUUCUUUUUUGAGGCUAGCAACUUUGUACGAAGGCCAUAAGGCAGAGCUGCAGAGGGCAAAGUUAAUUUUGAGUUGUAUAUUGAGGUCAUAAAAUCCAUGUUUUAUUUAGGAGGAAGUCGAAAAGAUAAUCUUACUUUCGAUUGUGGUUGAUCCCUUCCUUGGAUUCUCAAGACGACUUAGCCCGUUUGCGGGAUUAAAGUUUGUAUUCGAUUAGUUUCGACCAUUUUAUCAUCUUCUUGUUUUUCAGGAAUUUUCAGGUCAUUGUUAUUUAGGAUUUGUCAUAAACGUGACGCCUCGAGAGUUACUGCUUAAGUUUGUUGUUAUGCCCUCUUGUUUAUUUUGUGUAUCUUGCUCUUUUGAGUGGGACCUUUCAAGUGUGUUAUCAUGCUUAAUUUGUUCAUUUAGCUGGGGCCGGCUCGACCAUUUUCUG
Molecule: messenger RNA, 3201 nt
Organism: Eucalyptus grandis
Lineage: Eukaryota; Viridiplantae; Streptophyta; Magnoliopsida; Myrtales; Myrtaceae
Product: eukaryotic translation initiation factor
Cellular component (GO): eukaryotic translation initiation factor 4F complex
Molecular function (GO): translation initiation factor activity; protein binding; mRNA binding
Source: RefSeq, a predicted model, not a curated record